AUGCACGAGGUAGAAGGUUUAAAUAUCGAAGACACACCCGAGUUGAACGAUGCAGGGGAAUUUGUGGCGUACGAUCUGCUGCUACAUGCUGACAAACCUCAAGCUGUGGCCUGGAUGCUGCUGAAGCUGUCGUCGAGACUACGACAGCUACCGGCGGUGCAGCGUGCAGCUCGGGCGUUUGUGGCAUUACAGACGGAUGAUUUUCACGCGUUUUUCGUCGAGUUUUACAAUAUGAACAUGUUGGAACGAGCAGCGUCGCUGCGUCACUUUUUGAAGAUAUGGACCCGGAGUCUUCGAAUGAUCAACAAGGGGUUUGGCAAACAAGAUCGCUUCCCUUUGGAAGAACUUGCGCGUUGGAUGGGUCUCGCAAACCCUCAGAGUGAAGUGACAAAUCCAUUCUCGAUUGGGUGUGUACAGUUGAAACUAAAACCGCUGUAUGACGAGAUUGACCCAGACACUGUGCGUCACCUGCUUCACCACGUCGCGCUUCGAAUCGAAGGAGACUUCGCUCAAAAAGCGUCGACGAUCGAGCUGGUCAUGGGGAAUGCCAAAUCGUACUUCGCGUUCGACUGGCUCCCACUUAAAUCUACAACUCGGUCUUGUGGCCUCCGCUGGAUGAAGUCAUUCGCAUCAACGUUCAGCUUCAGGAAUCUAGCGAGUGACAGGACUCGUAAUCAUAAAACUUUUGAGAUUACAAGUACAGCUGUCUACAAGUACUGUACCUAUCAGACGGACUUGACGUCCGAGGAGCCAGCGAGCAUUUAUGGCGGCUCGAACGCCAACAUUUUCAAUCAUCCGUACAUGGUUGGCCUACAUGCCAACGGGCCUGACGACAAAACUUUUUGUGGCGGAACGCUCAUUGCGCCACAGUACGUUAUUACGGCUGCGCAUUGUCUCGAUUGGAACUUGUAUGAUGUAUACGCCUCUCUCGUGGUAACUGUUCUUGGAUGGGGCAUGGUGAACGACAGCGCCUAUAGCGAAACUCUUCGGGCGGUGGAUCUCCAUGUUAUCCCUGAUGAAGAAUGCGACUAUUACACCAUCGACUACACCGUUGUGAUGUGUGCUGGUACUGAAGGUGAGAAGGCCUCAUGUUACGGCGACUCUGGUGGUCCCGCUAUUACAGAUGAUGUGCUCGUUGGUGUGGUGUCUGGUAUGGCGUCGACCGAGUGCGGCGAAUGUCACGGUGUACAGUUAGACGGUGGAUUAACGAUGCUGGCUGACUGCCUGCAGAAGGUCUACUCACUCCAGACUCUCCGGACCACGUCCAAGCAAGCGGGACCUGCGGCCAAGACAGUGAAGUUCCAAGUGUGA
Molecule: messenger RNA, 1311 nt
Organism: Phytophthora infestans T30-4
Lineage: Eukaryota; Oomycota; Peronosporomycetes; Peronosporales; Peronosporaceae
Product: serine protease family S01A, putative
Exons: 6
Coding region: 1-1311 (436 amino acids)
Biological process (GO): proteolysis
Molecular function (GO): serine-type endopeptidase activity
Source: RefSeq, a predicted model, not a curated record